Molecule: messenger RNA, 756 nt
Organism: Microsporum canis CBS 113480
Lineage: Eukaryota; Fungi; Ascomycota; Eurotiomycetes; Onygenales; Arthrodermataceae
Exons: 2
Coding region: 1-756 (251 amino acids)
Biological process (GO): positive regulation of DNA-templated transcription
Cellular component (GO): nucleus
Molecular function (GO): chromatin DNA binding; transcription coactivator activity
Source: RefSeq, a predicted model, not a curated record
AUGGUCCAUGAGACCAAGGGAUUGGUCCUGUUGCCAAACGAACGUAUCAUAUACUCUUCACCACCACGGACGAGCAUGUCCCUCCGAUCCACCCACCCCGGUCCAGACAAGCAGUCCUUUUCGAAACAGAGCAGCGCUGGCCAUGUUCACCUCACAAACCAAAGAAUCGUCUAUCUCCCAUCUCAGCCAACUGCAGAAUUCCAAUCCUUCUCUGCGCCGCUUCUAAACCUAGCUGACACACACGUUGCCGCGCCAUUCUUCGGGCCUAACGUAUGGAAUGCCAUCAUCCAACCGGUCUCUGGCGGUGGCAUCCCUGCAACGUACGCAGCAAUACAGCUAAAGCUGACCUUCAAGGACGGAGGAGCGUUUGAUUUCCACACAAACUUUGAACAGAUCAAGGAACGACUGCAGCAAGCUGUCGAGCAGGCGAGAGAAAGCGGGCUGAUGUCUGGGGAUGGAGCACAGGUAGGCACCGGCCGUGACGGCGGUGCGUUCGGCGUCGUCGACUUUGCGAACGUGCAUCUGGAGGACCUGCCGGCGUAUGAAGGGCCAGCGGGUAAUAUGUCCGAGCCACCACCGUCAAUACAAUCGACGGAUAGGCCGGCUGUGAGCGAAACCGAGCGUAAUCCAGGCGAUAGAGCGUCAGGACGGCCGUCGUUUGAGACCCCUACGGACCCUCCUCCAGGGUAUGAAGAAGUGCAGCAGCAGAGUGUUGCGAACGAGCUGGAGAACCAGCUCCGUCGCCGUCGUCCAUGA